GGUGGUUUCCUGGUUGCAGAAGUUUUUUACUUCCUCUUUCUCCUCCGUUGUGUCGCAGGUGUUUUCUCCGUGUGAAGUUUGCUGAAGCUACAAAGUCUCUGUGACUGGAUGUGACUGGACUGAGUGCAGCUCUCCCAGCAGCUGUUUCUCUGCUAUGGAUCAGUGUGAGGACAGAGAGGAGGGAGUCCCUCCCUCUAAAAGCUCUACCAAAGCUCCAAAGACCAAAGCUCAGAGGAUGCAGCAGCAGAGAGCAGACUCUCCUGAACCCAGCUGUGUGUCCAUGAAGAGUGACCGCUCUUUGGGUCGCCUUAUUGAUUUAAAAGAUGGACAACCUGCUGAUGGAAGAGUUCAGCAGCAGACCUCAGAGGUUCCCAGUGAUCAGUCUGCACAGCAGCAUCAAACACAACUGGACUCCAUAUUUAUGCUGCUGGAGGAGAACAUCGUCACUUUUGUGAAGAACGAACUGAAGAAAAUCCAGAGGGGUCUGAGUCCAGAUUACCCAGAAUGCUUUGAGAGUCAGAGUGAGGAUGAGGAGGUGUUGGACGGUGAGGAGGAAGAGCAGAGGAGGAGCAGCAGAGAAGCAUUUCUGAAGAUCACACUGCACUUCCUGAGGAGAAUGAAGCAGGAGGAGCUGGCUGACCGUCUGCAGAGCAGAACUCGUGCUGCAGAGUGUCGACAUAAACUCAAGUCUAACCUGCAGAAGAAGUUCCAGUGUGUGUUUGAGGGGAUUGCUAAAGCAGGAAACCCAACCCUUCUGAAUCAGAUCUACACAGAGCUCUACAUCACAGAGGGAGGGACUGCAGAGGUCAAUGAUGAACAUGAGGUCAGACAGAUUGAAACAGCAUCCAGGAAACCAGACACACCAGAAACAACAGUCAGACAAGAAGACAUCUUUAAAGCCUCACCUGGAAGAGAUGAACCAAUCAGAACAGUGAUGACAAAGGGAGUGGCUGGCAUUGGGAAAACAAUCUUAUCACAGAAGUUCACUCUGGACUGGGCUGAAGACAAAGCCAACCAGGACAUACAGUUCACAUUUCCAUUCACUUUCAGAGAGCUGAAUGUGCUGAAAGAGAAAAACUACAGCUUGGUGGAACUUGUUCACCACUUCUUUACUGAAACCAAAGAAGCAGGAAUCUGCAGGUUUGAAGAGUUCCAGGUUGUGUUCAUCUUUGACGGUCUGGAUGAGUGUCGACUUCCUCUGGACUUCCACAACAAUGAGAUCCUGACUGAUGUUACAGAGUCCACCUCAGUGGAUGUGCUGCUGACAAACCUCAUCAAGGGGAAACUGCUUCCCUCUGCUCGCCUCUGGAUAACCACACGACCUGCAGCAGCCAAUCAGAUCCCUCCUGAGUGUGUCAGCAUGGUGACAGAGGUCAGAGGUUUCACUGACCCACAGAAGGAGGAGUACUUCAGGAAGAGAUUCAGAGAUGAAGAGCAGGCCAGCACCAUCAUCUCCCACAUCAAGACAUCACGAAGCCUCCACAUCAUGUGCCACAUCCCAGUCUUCUGCUGGAUCACUGCUACAGUUCUGGAGGACAUGUUGAAAAGCAGAGAGGGAGGAGAGCUGCCCAAGACCCUGACUGAGAUGUACAUCCACUUCCUGGUGGUUCAGUCCAAACUGAAGAACAUCAAGUAUGAUGGAGGAGCUGAGACAGAUCCACACUGGAGUCCAGAGAGCAGGAAGAUGAUUGAGUCUCUGGGAAAACUGGCUUUUGAGCAGCUGCAGAAAGGCAACCUGAUCUUCUAUGAAUCAGACCUGACAGAGUGUGGCAUCGAUAUCAGAGCAGCCUCAGUGUACUCAGGAGUGUUCACACAGAUCUUUAAAGAGGAGAGUGGGCUGUACCAGGACAAGGUGUUCUGCUUCGUCCAUCUGAGUGUUCAGGAGUUUCUGGCUGCUCUUCAUGUCCAUCUGACAUUCACCAACUCUGGAGUCAAUCUGCUGACAGAAGAACAAAUAUCCCGGCUGUCUGAAGUGUUCAGAGGCAAAUCAACACGUUUCUACCAGAGUGCUGUGGAUGAGGCCUUAAAGAGUCCAAAUGGACACCUGGACUUGUUCCUCCGCUUCCUCCUGGGUCUUUCACUGCAGACCAAUCAGACUCUCCUGAAAAACUACUUCCUGAAAAAGACAGGAAGUAGGUCACAGACCAAUCAGGAAACAGUCAGGUACGUCAAGAAGAAGCUCAGUGAGAAUCUGUCUGCAGAGAGAAGCAUCAAUCUGUUCCACUGUCUGAAUGAACUGAAUGAUCGUUCUCUAGUGGAGGAGAUCCAACAGUCCCUGAGAUCAGGACGUCUCUCCACAGAUAAACUGUCUCCUGCUCAGUGGUCAGCUCUGGUCUUCAUCUUACUGUCAUCAGAAAAAGAUCUGGACGUGUUUGACCUGAAGAAAUACUCUGCUUCAGAGGAGGCUCUUCUGAGGCUGCUGCCAGUGGUCAAAGCCUCCAACAAAGCUCUGCUGAGUGGCUGUAACCUCUCAGAGAAAAGCUGUGAAGCUCUGUGCUCAGUUCUCAGCUCCCAGUCCUCUAGUCUGAGAGAGCUUGAGCUCAGUAAUAAUAACCUGCAGGAUUCCGGAGUGAAGCAGCUGUCUGCUGGACUGAAGAGUCAACACUGCACGCUGGAAACUCUCAGCCUGUCAGGAUGUCUGAUCACAGAGGAAGGCUGUGCUUCUCUGGCCUCAGCUCUGAGCUCCAACCCCUCCCAUCUGAGAGAGCUGGACAUGAGCUACAAUCAUCCAGGAGGCAAAGGAGAGAAGCUGCUGUCUGCUGGACUGAAGGAUCCACGUUGGAGACUGGAGACUCUCAGGCUGCAGCCUGCUGGAGUCCGAUGCUUGACACCAGGUCCGAGGAAGUAUUUCUGUCAACUCACACUGGAUCCAAACACAGCAAACAGAAACCUCAAACUGUCUGACAACAACAGGAAGGUGACACAUGUGAUGGAGGAUCAGUCAUAUCCUGAUCAUCCAGACAGAUUUGACUUCCGGCCUCAGCUGCUGUGUAGAAAUGAUCUGACUGGUCGCUGUUACUGGGAGGUCGAGUGGAGAGGAAAACUGGUUUCUAUAUCAGUGACUUACAGAGGAAUCAGCAGGAAAGGAUACAGUUAUGACUGUUUGUUUGGAUGGAAUGAUCAGUCCUGGAGUCUGAUCUGCUCUGCUGGUGGUUACUCUGUCUAUCACAAUAAGAGAGAAACAUCCAUCUCCUCCUCCUCCUCCUCCUCCUCCUCCUCCUCCUCCUCCUCUUCCUCCUCUGUCUCUAACAGAGUAGCAGUGUAUGUGGACUGUCCUGCUGGCACUCUGUCCUUCUACAGAGUCUCCUCUGACACACUGAUCCAUCUCCACACCUUCAACACCACAUUCACUCAGCCUCUGUGUGCUGGGUUUGGGGUCGGGUCUGGUUCCUCAGUGUCUCUGUGUUCUCUGUAGGAGGAAGAGUCUCCUCCUGUUAGAGAAACUUUCUCAUAUUAUUUAGUACCAACCUGAUCUCUCACUGCUUGUAAAUGCAGUUUCUAAACCAACAUGGUUUCCACAUGACUGACAGUUUGUUUGUCAUUUAAAAAGCUGUAAAAAAGAAGCUGAUGUUCUCAGAGCAGAUAGCUCAGUCUGUUAGAGGACUGUUUGGAGGUUCGGAGGUCGUGGCUUUGAUCCUUAUGAGUCUCAGUGAAACUCAGAAGCUCUCAGAGAGAAAACCACCAGCAGCUGAAAGUUUACUGAAACCUCAAGUUGUGACCAAGGUUUUUAAAAAUGUUGGAAGAGUUUUGCCGACUAACUAUAACACACAUAAUGACAGUAAGUAUCCGCUGGCCUAUAGAGGCUCUUUGUUGUUUUUACUCUUAUUUGUUGUUCAAUUAGUUGUUUUUUAAUCAUAUAGUAAAUUCAGAAAGCGACAUGUUUUUAUGUGUCUCUACUGGAUGUGCAUGUAGAGCUGUAAAUAAACAUUAUGAUUCAGAGAUUCAUCAAUUCAUGGUUUUGUCUAUAAAAUGUCAGGAAAUUGUGUAAAUUGUGUAAAAUGCUGGUUGUAAUUUCACAGAGUCAAAGGCGACGUCUUUAAAUGUCUCAUUUUGUCUGAACUAAAGUCCAGAACAGUCAAAUAUUCUGUUUAUUAUCAUGUAAGACAAAGAAAAGCAUUCAAUCUUCACACCUGAGAAGCUAAAAGCAGAAAAUGUUUGCUUCAAAAUGACUCAAAUGAUGAUUAAGUGUUAAUUUAGUGUUGAUGGAUAAUCAAUGAAUGGACUAAUUGUUGCAGCUCUGGCUGUAUGUGAACAGAAUAUUAGAGGACAAACAGCUGACAGUUUAGCGCCUUACUAAAUAUCCACAAUAAAAAGCUCAUUUACAGGAUCAUCAAUCUGUUUACAAUCUGUUUGAAAUGUUUCUUAUUUCCUGUUUUUGUGUUGUACCAAGUAAAGUUGAUCAUUUGUAUGUUUAUGUUACUCAGGCAGAAAUAAAUGGAACUGCAGUAUCACCUGUUAUGUCCAAUAAAAAAGGAUCAUAAAUAAUAAUAGAAGCUUUCAUUUGAUCUUUAUUGUCAGAUUCAGAAAAAUGGCACUCUAAUAAUAAGCUGAACAUUAUUAAUAGUUCUAUUGUUUAUUCACACACAGUUUAGCGCAGGGUCAGUUUCUCAUUUCUACAACCUUCACACAACUCAACUUUGAAUGAAAAGUCACAUUUUGAUAUAAAUCAUCAACAUUAAUAGUUAUAUUUGGAAAAUGUGCUUUGGACAAAAAGCAAGUGUUUUCUUCUCCAGGAAGAAAACAGUGAAACACGUGUGUCGGUUAACUUUCUGCACACAAAGUGAAUACAGACGUCCGUUUGUCUUCUUCUGCUGUGACGAUCAGCGGGUCAGAGGUCAGAUCAGGUAUGUGACGAGGAGCUGAGAGAGGAAACCAAGAAGAAAGUCAAAAGCUCACAGCUCAACAUCCAAACACAGACUGCACACAGAGCUGCAAGCAUGGAGGAGAAACCAUCACAUCUACAGAUCCAGGUACAGUUCUCCACUUUACUUUAUCACAGAAAAACUCUCAUUUUUCUCUUUUUCACUUCAUUUGAAAGAUGAAGAAAACAUCUGGACUCCUGCUGUCAAACUUCAUCCAAACUAACAGCUGUUUUCUAUUUCCAUCAUGCUGAACAUGCAGGUUUGGAAAAACUAAAUCUUUCUCCAAAUGUCACCAAACAAGACUUUUACAGUCCGUUAAGAAACUCUUAUUAUCAGAAAUAAACAUGUGUCUGAUUUUACAGUCCUGAACAUUUUCACAUGUU
Thunnus maccoyii (southern bluefin tuna) is the source of this 5245-nucleotide messenger RNA. RefSeq names its product NLR family CARD domain-containing protein 3-like. Gene Ontology annotation, molecular function: protein binding. The transcript is spliced from 10 exons. Bases 155 to 3415 code for a protein of 1086 amino acids. The record is from RefSeq and is a predicted model, not a curated record. NCBI's taxonomy places the organism in Eukaryota, Metazoa, Chordata, Actinopteri, Scombriformes, Scombridae.